ACAAUGUGCGGCAGGAAGUUACAAGCUUCGAGACCAGUCGAGCUGCCUACACCUCCAUAUUUACUGAGAGCCCUGCAGCCCUUCCAGUGUGAAGCUAUCGGUUCUGUAGCCGGUAAAGCUGUGCGAUCCCCCUCAAUGCGUCUCGGCCUUUAGAGAAGUCGAGGCUCUACUAAUCCAGUUGACACGACUGGAAUUGCCGGGACCUCAUAGCAUAAAGGAAAGGAAUCCCGCAAUUCACGUCGGGGUUGCUCCAUGUUUUCCCACUAUCUUUCCCAAGAAGACCAUAAAAGAACUCCCCACAAUGCUCGACAACUGCACUCCUGCAGGGCCCUGGUGGCCUGGAGAUUCGGGACGCCCUUACACUUCCCACUUGUUGAUACCAGUACAUAGUAAGAGACCCUCAACCCGAGAUGCCCGCAGCCGAUGUUAUUGUGAAUUCCCAUCGAUCAAACUCGAUCAGUUUACCGGUUGCGCCACUCACAUUCCGGAUUUACCCUUGUUAUCGUGGCAAACUCCGAGAGUGCCCUGUGAACGUUCUUAUGAGCAAUGCAGCUUCUUGGCCCCUUGGGCCGGUUCAAGAUGUCCAGAGUUUGAAGAGUUAAGAUUCUCUAAGGGGUACGACAUAGGAAGGAGCUGCGUCUGGGCAGACCCAGCAUUGCGAAGGCAGUGUGCAACAAUAAGGCGGACGGGGCAUCACCGGCCUACUGCCCUGCCACACUGGAUUGCCCCGGCACCGCGCCUACUUUGCUUGCCAGUCAGGGGUCAAAAACAGCACUCGGGGGAAGCACAGCACACAUUGGCCAGCCAUCGACAAAGGCGAUUCUGCCUCUUGUUGUCUUGCACAGACCGCACAAACCAAGCCGCCGCCCGUUGUGACGUGCCCAACUGAUCACGGGUCUCUUUGCCACCGAUGCCCAGCGUUUUCAGGAUGGCAGUGGCAGCGGUUGUCAGUGGCAUUUUCUUCACGAUGGAGUCGGAUUUCUGUCCCGCGAUGAUUCCUGUCCAUACAUCGCCGUGUGGGCCUUGCUCGUCGCCUU
Messenger RNA from Canariomyces notabilis, 1037 nucleotides. RefSeq lists its product as uncharacterized. The transcript is spliced from 2 exons. Bases 302 to 889 code for a protein of 195 amino acids. NCBI's taxonomy places the organism in Eukaryota, Fungi, Ascomycota, Sordariomycetes, Sordariales, Chaetomiaceae. The record is from RefSeq and is a predicted model, not a curated record.